GCAUCUGAUACGGAUAUGCUUUUUGUGCUUUGCAGAUUUUAUGUAGGCAAUAUCCCCAUUAGAGAGUUCAAAAGAACAGCUGCAAUGGGUGGAGAAUUCCCCUCUAAGCCAAUGUCUUUGUAUGCUACAAUAUGGGAUGGAUCCGAUUGGGCUACUAAUGGUGGCAAAUAUAGAGUCAAUUACAAAUACGCUCCUUACAUAGCCAAAUUCACCGGUUUGAUCCUUCACGGCUGCAUGAUUGAUCCGAUCAAGUUUUCGUCAAAGAGGUGCUACACCGUUCAAAGUCCAGAACAACUCACGACCCAUAUCACCCCAUCACAAGGAAGCAAGAUGGAUAGCUUUAGGAGGAAGAACAUGACAUACUCAUAUUGCUAUGACCAAACCAGAUACAAUGUCCCUCCUCCCGAAUGCGUGAUCAAUCCCCUAGAAGGUGAACGACUCAAGAAGUUUGAUCCAGUCACAUUUGGAGGAGGUAGCCGCCACCACGGGAAACGACACCAACGCAGCCGAGUAAACCGGUCCAAGGCUUAUUCCAUUUAGUUGGGGGAUCAGUUUUGUGUAUAGAGAGAGGUGACACAGCACAUAUAAAUACACAUAUAUAUAUGUUCC
Molecule: messenger RNA, 609 nt
Organism: Hibiscus syriacus
Lineage: Eukaryota; Viridiplantae; Streptophyta; Magnoliopsida; Malvales; Malvaceae
Product: probable xyloglucan endotransglucosylase/hydrolase protein 27
Exons: 1
Coding region: 16-540 (174 amino acids)
Biological process (GO): glucan metabolic process
Cellular component (GO): cell wall; apoplast
Molecular function (GO): hydrolase activity, hydrolyzing O-glycosyl compounds; xyloglucan:xyloglucosyl transferase activity
Source: RefSeq, a predicted model, not a curated record